UGUUGUGGAAAUCUAUUUGCAAAAUUAUUUCCAAAAUAUGGUACAAACGAGGCGCGUAAGCGUGAAAUAUUAUCAGCUGCAGCUGCCACUGGUGUUUCGGUGGCUUUUGGUGCACCUAUCGGCGGAAUUUUGUUUAGUCUAGAAGAAAUUAGUUAUUAUUUUCCGUAUAAAACAUAA
Molecule: messenger RNA, 177 nt
Organism: Didymodactylos carnosus
Lineage: Eukaryota; Metazoa; Rotifera; Eurotatoria; Philodinida; Philodinidae
Source: the annotation of a GenBank genome assembly